CAAAUCGAACGGGCUCUCAGUUCUCAUCGUUACAUCCAAAGUUCUGUACCGGGUAAUGCAAUUGGUUCUUGUUUCGCUAUUGGCCACCGCCUUUUUCGGCGCAGUUGCACCAUCACCUGCCAGGAGAAUCGUCGGAGGCCAAUUUGCACAGAAUGAGAAACAGUUUCCCUACCAGGUGGCCCUUUUCGAGAAGGAUGAGUUCAAGUGCGGAGGAUCGAUUAUCGCCGAAAAGUGGAUUCUAACGGCUGCCCAUUGCAUCGUGCAGCUUGAUGGAAGUCCUACAUCAACUGAUGUUUUAAAGGUUCAUGUCGGUUCACCUCACCUAAAAAAAGGAGGGAAAAAGGUGAAACCUUCAAGGAUUAUUCCUCACGCUGACUACCCCAAGAUCAAUUACGACAUCGGAUUGAUUGAGCUAGAAGAGGCCCUCGUUUAUGAUAAAACCAUCCAAAAAAUUGAGCUCUAUCGAGGGGAAUUACCAGUAAAUGUCACAGUUACAAUCUCCGGCCAUGGAAAAACCGGAAGUAAUGAGCCGAUCUCCGAGAUGCUCAAGUGCAACACAUUGACCGUGAUGGACGAGACAGAAUGUUUUAACCAAAUAAUUCAUUCCGGGUGGAAGAAAAUCAUGUGUCUGAAGAAGCCUGCGGAUAAUAACGGUAUUUGCACGGGAGAUUCCGGAGGACCUGCCGUGUUCAAUGGAAAGCAAGUUGGAGUGGCCAACUUUGUGCUGGGAAAGUGUGGAUCGAUCCGUACGGAUGGAUAUGCUUUUGUGCCUUUCUUCGUACCCUGGAUUGAGGAAACUAUGAAACAGCAGUGAGAGAUAGUGAUUUCUAAAGCCUGGAGUGGAAAUUAUCAAUAAAAAUGGAGUGGAAAAUAUCAAAAAAUCAAGCAA
This is a messenger RNA of Aedes aegypti (yellow fever mosquito), 889 nucleotides long. RefSeq names its product serine protease SP24D. Bases 56 to 814 code for a protein of 252 amino acids. The transcript has 2 exons. Lineage: Eukaryota; Metazoa; Arthropoda; Insecta; Diptera; Culicidae. Gene Ontology annotation, biological process: proteolysis. The record is from RefSeq and is a predicted model, not a curated record. Gene Ontology annotation, molecular function: serine-type endopeptidase activity.